AACGUAGCUCCCACAGCCGGUCGGGGACAGCUUUCGCGGCGUUGGCAGCGGGAAGAUGCAAGAAAUUACCCGCCUGCCAUCCGUUACACAGGUUCUUUGGUUGCUGCUGUCAAGAAAGAAUACAGGAAAGCGACAUUGUGCAUCCAUCCUGAUAAGGUGCAGCAAAAGGGUGUCUUGCAGUAUUUUCUUCAGUUGAUUGCGAUCCUCACAUUAGUGAUGGGUGAAAAGGCGGUGUGGGAUAAUGCCACUUUGAAGCACUUCAUUGAUAUUUGCAAGGAGGAGCUUAUUCUUGGGAAUAGACCAAAUGGUUGUUUCACUCGAACUGGUUGGAAGAACCUUGAGGAUAAACUUCUUGCAAGAACCGGGUUAAAACUAGUGAGGUCACAAUUGAAGAAUAAAUUGGACAACAUAAAAAAAGAUUACACCGUGUUCAUGGAACUGAAAAAUGCUGCCACUGGGCUUGGAUGGGAUGAUACGAAUCAAACUGUUGACUGUUCUAGCACGUGGUGGGAUGAACAUCUUGCGCGAUGCAAUAACCCAGAGAGAGAUAUCAAGUGUGUCCAUGUCAAGUUUCGAAAGCGGGGGUCGAAGUACCUUGAUGAUUUACAUCUGCUGUUUGAGAAGGUGCAUGUCACCGGUGCUUCCGCAUCAUGUCCGGGAGAUAUUUCUUCAAAUGACUCGAGUGAUGAGGAACCAGUGGAGAUUACUCCCAUUGAAAAACCAAAACCAGCCGGAAAGAAGCGCAAACAAUUGUCUAGUCCGAUUGAAGAGAAGGAGGAGAAGAGUUCAUUUUUUCGGAUGUACAAGAACACAUGCAUGAGGAUUGAAAGUGCAGCUGAUAAAAUUGGGUCAAGUCUUGAAGCAUCAUCGGCUCCUCCCCAAUCAAGCCGUGUUCCAACUAUUACAGAAGCUAUGAGAAUGGUGAAGGAUUGUGGGAUUCAAGAAAAAACUGCUUUGAUGCACACAGCUUACUUAUUACUCAUGAAGCCUGAGUUUAGAGAGUUUUUAGGUGCGCUUGAAACAAAUGAAGGAAGGUUUGAUUUGAUUCAGAGGGAGCACGAGAUAAAGAAGGCCACAUAGAUCAAUUUAUCUUGUGUUUCAACCAUGUAUUUGCUAACAUUCUCGUAUAUUUGAACAAUUGUCUUGUAUGUUGGAACCAGUGUUGU
Molecule: messenger RNA, 1166 nt
Organism: Panicum hallii
Lineage: Eukaryota; Viridiplantae; Streptophyta; Magnoliopsida; Poales; Poaceae
Product: L10-interacting MYB domain-containing protein-like
Exons: 4
Coding region: 217-1080 (287 amino acids)
Source: RefSeq, a predicted model, not a curated record